AUGAAGGUGUUGCAGAGAUGUUUGGAGGUUAGAGGUGUUCCUGUUGCAUACAUUAGGGCUAUUAACGACAUGUAUGAUGGUGCUAAGACUCGGGUGAGAACAAUGGGAGGGGACUUGGAACACUUCCCGGUUGUGAUGGGGUUGCAUCAGGGGUCAGCCCUCAACCCAUUUUUGUUUGGCCUAGCGAUCGAUGCGCUGACGCGUCACAUUCAAGGGGAGCUAUUGAUCAACAACCUUGAUAGAGAUCUGCAGUAUGCCAUUGUAGUUGAGGGGAAGAUGGAUUUGGAAUCUGUCAUAAAUUAUGAUGAAGUGAAGAAUUCCAUCAUGGAAAAGUUAAUGAGAUUGCGAGAUAAUCCUUUAACGGAAGAAUGUCCCCUCAUAUAUCAUCUUGAUGUCGCUGCAAUGUAUCCAAACAUCAUAUUGACAAAUAGGCUUCAGCCACCAUCAAUAGUUUCAGAUGAGAUAUGCACUGCAUGCGACUUUAAUCGUCCUGGCAAAAAGUGUCUCCGGAAGCUUGAAUGGGUUUGGCGUGGUGAAACGUACAUGGCAAAGAGAAGUGAUUAUUACCACAUAAAGAGGCAGCUCGAGUCUGAACUUGUCGAAGUAGGAGAUGGUCAACGAUCAAAGUCUUUUCUUGAUUUGCCUAAAGCAGAUCAACAAGCAAAGCUGAAGGACCGCUUAAAGAAAUACUGUCAAAAGGCAUAUAAAAGAGUCCUGGAAAAGCCGGUCACAGAACUUCGAGAAGCAGGGAUCUGCAUGCGAGAAAAUCCUUUCUAUGUUGACACCGUACGGAGUUUCCGAGAUAGGCGAUAUGAAUACAAAGGGCUUAAUAAAGCUUGGAAGGGUAAGCUGUCUGAAGCAAAGGCUAGUGGAAAUUCCAUAAAAAUUCAAGAAGCACAGGACAUGGUAGUUCUAUACGAUUCAUUGCAGCUGGCUCAUAAAUGCAUUUUGAAUUCCUUUUAUGGUUAUGUCAUGCGAAAGGGUGCAAGGUGGUACUCAAUGGAGAUGGCUGGAGUUGUUACAUAUACGGGCGCAAAAAUCAUUCAGAAUGCUCGGUUAUUGGUUGAAAAAAUUGGAAAACCCCUCGAAUUAGACACAGAUGGUAUCUGGUGUGCAUUACCAGGCUCUUUUCCUGAGAAUUAUACAUUCAAGACAAAAGAUCCCAAAAAGAAGGUGACGAUCUCCUAUCCUUGUGUUAUGCUGAAUGUUGAUGUGGCAAGAAACAACACCAAUGAUCAGUACCAGACUCUGAAGGACCCCAUCAAUAAGACGUAUACAACACACAGUGAAUGCUCAAUUGAGUUUGAAGUCGAUGGACCAUAUAAGGCAAUGAUUCUUCCUGCUUCCAAGGAAGAAGGUAUUCUGAUUAAGAAGCGCUAUGCAGUUUUCAACGAUGAUGGUACACUUGCUGAGCUUAAAGGUUUUGAGAUUAAACGUAGAGGUGAGCUAAAGCUCAUCAAAGUUUUCCAGGCUGAGCUUUUUGAUAAGUUCCUUCAUGGAUCAACCUUAGAGGAAUGCUAUUCAGUAGUUGCUUCAGUUGCGGAUCGGUGGCUUGACCUGCUUGAUAAUCAAGGCAAUGAUAUUGCGGACAGUGAGUUGCUUGAUUAUAUAUCUGAAUCAAGCACAAUGAGCAAGUCUCUAGCCGAUUAUGGUGAGCAAAAGUCAUGUGCAGUAACCACAGCAAAAAGGCUUGCUGAUUUUCUGGGGGAUGCAAUGGUCAAAGAUAAAGGGUUGCGUUGUCAGUAUAUUGUUGCAUGUGAGCCAAAGGGAACCCCAGUAAGUGAACGUGCUAUUCCUGUUGCAAUAUUUGAAACUAAUGCUGAUAUCAUGAGGUUCUAUGUCAAAAAGUGGUGCAAAAUAUCAUCAGAAGUUGGAAUACGUUCCAUUAUUGAUUGGUCUUAUUACAAGCAACGGCUUAGUUCAGCAAUCCAGAAGAUUAUCACAAUUCCUGCUGCAAUGCAGAAGGUUUCAAACCCUGUGCCAAGGGUGGUUCAUCCUGAUUGGCUGCAUAAGAAGGUUCGUGAAAAAGAAGACAGAUUUCGCCAACGAAAAUUAAAUGAUAUCUUCAGCUCAGUGAACAGAGAUGAUGCAGUGCCCAGUAAAAAUUCUAAAAAUCAGCAAAAUAUUGAAGACCUGGAAGACUUUAGACACAGUGGUAAAUCGUCUAUAUAUGGUCCGAGGCCUGUUGUACAUCGUCAUGGAGUCAACAAAGAACAUCCGGUAAACACUAGUGAUCAAGUGGACAAUCAACAACAAAGUGGUCAUGCUAGCAGUCUAUGCAAGAUGUUACCUUCACAAGAAAUUGCUGCUGUGGAAGAUAUUGACAGGAAUGUAGAUUAUCAUGGAUGGCUACAGCAAAAAAAGAGAAAAUGGAAAGAGAUUCGUGAGGAGAGGAAACGCCGAAGGUUGGAUACCUCAAGGACAGUAAACCAUGUUAAUGGCAGUACUGAAUUGUCUCAUCACAUGGUAAACCACAAACACCAGGGUAGAACUGGGGUUAAUUCCUACUUUGAGCGACAUGAAUUAGCUCUCACACGAAGUCACUGGCAGAUAGUUCAGCUUGAGCCUACUUCACAGCAUGGACAAUUUUUUGCAUGGGUAGUUGUGGAAGGAGUCAUGCACAAAAUUUCAGUAACUAUCCCCCGAGUGUUUUACCUCAACUCCAAAGCUCCUAUAACAGAGGAAUUUCCUGGAAGACGUGUCAACAAGAUUCUUCCUCAUGGACGCCAUAGCUACAAUUUAAUUGAGGUUAUUAUUGAUGAGGAUCAAUUCAAGUCGGAGAGCAAAAAGCUAGCAGCUCACCUUGCUGAUCCAGAAGUGGAGGGAAUAUAUGAAACAAAGGUUCCAUUGGAGUUCAGUGCUAUUCUCCAGACGGGUUGUGUUUGUAAAGUUGAUAAAGCAGCUAAAAAAAGGAAUCCACAAGAUGGUUGGAGUUUGAGUGAGCUGCAUAUGAAGACAACCACUGAGUGCCCGUAUUUGGACCAGUCAAUAACUUUCUUCUACUUAUAUCACAGCUUGUCCGAUGGACGAGCCAUUUAUGUGGGAUAUUUUCCUUCGUCCAAGAUGAUACAUGUCGUGGUUGUUAAUCCAUUUCAAAACAAGGAAUUAUCACCACACAUUCUUGAAAGACAUUAUUAUGAAGCUUGCCAAACAUUGUCUGGUCAGCCUAUCACACAAAAGGAAGGUAUUAGUUUUAAGGUGGAUUAUGUCAGGCACAUCAAGGAAGCGGAGAGGAGUCUACAGAGAAUAAUAAAUGAGCAUAGGCAUCAUGGGCCUGCAGUUGCCAUGAUUGAGUGCCUGAAUGCCCAUUCGCUGAAGUCUGGUAUACGAGCUUUGGAUGAUUUUCCUUGCAUCAGUAUCCCUUGUAAUGCUCGGGAUAGCCAAUAUCAGGCACUAGGCUGGCAAAAUGUUGCAGCAAAGAUUGGAAUGCAGCGAUGUGUUACAUCCUCCCAGUGGUUAAAUGAAAGGAUCACUCUCUCAAGAUAUGCCCAUGUUCCCAUAGGGAAUUUUGAUGUUGAUUGGCUCAUGCAUACAGCGGAUAUCUUCUUUUCUAGAGCACUGCGUGAUCAGCAACAGGUCUUGUGGAUAUCUGAUAAUGGCAUCCCUGACUUGGGAGGCGUAAAUGAUGAAGCAUCGUCUUUUAUGGAUGAGGUCAAUCAACCGGUUCUUACUUACCCGGGUGCAUAUAGAAAAGUUACUGUUGAGCUGAAGAUUCAUCAUCUGGCCGUUGAUGCUCUUCUGAAAAGCAACCAAGUAAACGAAAUGGAAGGAGGCACUUUGUUUGGAUUGGACCAGGACUUGAACUCUACCACGAAUUUUACUAAUGAUAAUUACUGCUUUGACGCAACGACCUCCUGUGCACCUGCAUUUCGUGUACUCAAACAGUUGAUCCAGAGGUGCCUUACGGAUGCAGUAACAUCAGGAAACAUAUUUGCUGAUGCAAUGCUGCAACAUUUGUAUCGAUGGCUCUGCAGCCCCCGGUCUAGACUACAUGACCCAGCUCUCCACAGUAUGCUUCACAAGGUUAUGCAAAAGAUGUUUGCAUUGCUUGUGGCUGAACUCCGAAAAUUGGGUGCUGCUAUUGUGUUUGCCAGCUUCUCAAAAAUUAUAAUUGACACUGGAAAGUCAGAUGUAUCUGCAGCCAAAGCCUACUGUGAUAGUGUUAUUAAAACAGUACAAAAUAGAGAAUUGUUUGAGUGGAUUGAACUUGAGCCCUUGCAGUUUUGGCACUCAUUGGUUUUCAUGGAUCAGUACAAUUAUGGGGGAAUACAAGCUAGACUUAGUGAUGGGCCUUUAGAAGUUAACUCAGAACCAGGUGAAGAAAGCGUGUGUGGUGAAUCACAAGUCGACAUUGUGUCAAGCUGGAACAUUGCAGAAAAUUUACCGAAGGCAACUCAGGAUCACUUCAUUUUGAUUGUUUCGGAAUUUAUGUUUAUUCCAUGGAAAUUCGCACAAGAACAAGCUACACAUCGAGCAUCUAGUAGCAUUGGUGAUUUAUGUACACCAUCAAUCACUGCUGCACUUGCUGAAACAUUUGAUUUGCAAAUGGCGGAAGAUCUAAAGAAGAAGAUCCGAACUUACUUCACUGACAAACUUCUGAAAAUUGUUUGUGACCCUAAUCUUCAAAUGAAAGCGAUGACCAACUCCCAGAAGACUCAGGAGACAUCAGAUGCAAACUCACAAUCUUAUACCCAUGUCCAGAAGGGGGAUCCAGCUUUAGAGUUCAUUAAGCAUGUCUGUGCAGUUUUGGCCCUUGACCAGAAUGUGCAGCAUGAAGUUCUGAUCAUGAGGAGAAAUCUAUUAAAACUUGUUCGUGUGAGGGAAUUCGCUCCAGAAGCAGAAUUUCAUGGUCUCUCUGUGUCGUAUACCCUUCCAAAUGUCAUUUGCAGUUACUGCAACGACUGCAGAGACCUUGACCUGUGUCGAGACAGAGCUUUGAUUUCUCAGGAGUGGUGUUGUGCUGUGCCCCAAUGUGGGCAACCUUAUGAUCGUGAAGCAAUGGAAAAUGCUCUUAUUCAAAUUGUGCGACAGAGAGAGAGGCUAUACCAUCUUCAAGAUCUGGUAUGCCUAAAAUGCCACCAGAUUAAAGCUGCACAUUUAGCAGACCACUGUACUUGUGCCGGAUCAUUUAGCUGCAAGGAAGGUGUCUCAGAGUUCUGCAAUAAAAUACAAGUCUUCUUCAACAUAGCUGUAAAUCAAAAGUUUCAAUUACUCCAAGAGUGCACUUCUUGGAUUUUGGAAGCCAGAUAACCACAGCCUACAGGUAUCAGAUAGUUUCACCUCAUUAUCAGCGAUAAAUUGUUUGAGAUCUCAACAUUUGCUGGCUGUUCUGCAUGGUCCGAGGGUGGCUCAUGGGGUCCAAAACAAGAUGUAAUUUUUUUUGAUAGACAAUUCUAGGAGUCCAUGACAUGGGAGCUGAUCGGUUUUAGAAAUUCAGCUGUCUACAUGGGCUUCGGUAAUUACUUUUUGGCUGGAUAGUCAAUCUGGUAUAAUGCCCCCAAGGACUGCUAGCACUGGAGAAGUGCCAGUUACCUCUACAGCUGCUCCCUUUUUCGGAGAGGAAAGAUGGAUAAGUAAACGUUGCAUACAAUAUCCCAUACCAGAUUCCAGAUUUCAGAUUUUACUGGUUUGGUAGAAAAUUGAUGACUCUGUUGCAUACAUAUAAUUGCUUAUUUGGAGGCACCAAUUAGCCAUCUUUUACAAGAGUAAAGCUGUAUAUAUUCGUAUUGCAAGAGUAGUGAAAUGUAAAUAGUCAUCCUUUUUCGAAGCGUACAUCACUCAUGGGGAUUAUUUAUGUAGUUAUGCGAAUAAUGAUUUGAAUCUCAAACUUUGCACUUGACAAGGAACCAGCGGUAUCUUAGUUUAGCUAGAUAUGCUUUUGAUUAAAGUUGAAAACAGAAUGGACUACCGAGUAGUGGAAGAAAUACUGUAGAAGCAUAAACUUGUAAUUUAACACUUAUGUUUCGUUAUCUCCUUUUUCCCUCUGCCCAAGGGGAUGUAUGUACUUUUUGGCUUUACUGAACAACUGAACUUGUUAUUUAGUGAUAAAAAGGUUUACUGAAUCAGGCUAUC
Messenger RNA from Nicotiana tabacum (common tobacco), 6072 nucleotides. The record is from RefSeq and is a predicted model, not a curated record. Lineage: Eukaryota; Viridiplantae; Streptophyta; Magnoliopsida; Solanales; Solanaceae.